This is a messenger RNA of Drosophila mojavensis, 3432 nucleotides long. It is a transcript of the gene sm, whose product is annotated as heterogeneous nuclear ribonucleoprotein L-like. The transcript has 10 exons. The coding region runs from base 1060 to 2694 and encodes 544 amino acids. Gene Ontology annotation, molecular function: mRNA binding. Gene Ontology annotation, biological process: regulation of RNA splicing; mRNA processing. NCBI's taxonomy places the organism in Eukaryota, Metazoa, Arthropoda, Insecta, Diptera, Drosophilidae. Gene Ontology annotation, cellular component: nucleus. The record is from RefSeq and is a predicted model, not a curated record.
CACAGCACGCAAACACGUUCGCAUUACUCUCUCUCGAACUCGAUUGUUGCUGCUCUCGUUCUAGCAACACUCUCGCUGCUUUUUUUGGGUGCCAACUAUCUCUGUCGGUUGUGUCACUGCCUCUGCUCUGUUGUUGCUGUCUCCGUCUGACCACCGUGUCGCAUUCGUUUUGUUUGUGUUGUAUUUAAAAGGGCCGCCGAGAAGUAAGCAGCAAGCAGCGCGGACACGCGAUAGUCGUAACAAAACAACAGCAAAUUAUCGUUUGCAUUCGAAUUUAGACAACAAAAAAAGCAACAAACACUAUUUAUAUUAAUUAUAAUUAAAGUGCAGUAGCAACAAUAUAAUUUGCAGUGCGGAGUAUAUAUACAAACAAAAUAGAAAACAUCGACAACAACCAGCCAAAACACAAGCUGAUUCUACAAACACAACACAAAGCAAGCGAUUAAAAUUAAAUCUCGUUCAACACGCAAAUUGAAAGUGCAAUAAGAAGAAGAAGACGACGAAGAAAACGUCAAAUGCGGUUGAAAGUUCAAGUUGAUGCAAUAAGUGUUUGAAAACGGAAAUAGAGCUAAAAAUAAAAUCAACAUUUCAAUACCUAUAUAUAUAUAUCGAUAAAAAUAUAUAUAUUUACAACUCUUCGAAUUCGGAGGAGCUUGGAAAAUCGCGCGCGAGUUUAAUCAACAUUUUUAGCAAUCAAUUUUUGUCUCCCCCCUCUCACCCGAAAUACAAGUUUUGUGGAGUUUCGUGUCAGGUGCAUAAAUUCUGUGUUACGUUCUGCGUUCUCAAGUGAAAGUCACACAGCAAAAGCGACAAACACCCUCACACACACUCAAACACAAGCUAACAUACAUAUAUUGACACACACUCACACACAUACACAUCGACAGACACACACACACGCCCGUGAGUGUGCAUCGCAUCAGAUUGCUAGUUGUCCACUAAACUAAAUUGUGAAUUGUGCAAAUAGGCUGCGGCCAGAAAGUAAACGUCAAGAUUCUAUCGAAAAAAACACUGCUCAGCACGACGGAGGCUUCGUUCAACUAUAACACGGCGACCACAAUGCCCUAUAACGGUGCUAGCAACGGCAGCGGUGGAGUCGGCGGUGCCGUAGCAGGCAGCAGCGUAAGCGGUGGCGGGGCCACCAUCGUCGUCAGCGAGGGACCCCAGAAUAAAAAGAUACGCACAGGCGUGCAGGCUGGAGAUAACGACGUCACCAUGCAUUCACGGUCCACACAAAAUCAGAGUCAGCAGCAAGCACUACUGAACAAGUCAAACGACGACCUAAGGAGAAAGCGUCCUGAGACUACACGGCCAAAUCACAUUCUACUCUUCACUAUCAUAAAUCCUUUCUAUCCCAUCACAGUUGAUGUCUUGCAUAAAAUUUGCAAUCCACAUGGCCAAGUGCUGCGCAUUGUCAUCUUCAAAAAGAACGGCGUUCAGGCCAUGGUUGAAUUUGAUAGCCUCGAUGCGGCUACACGUGCACGCGAGAAUCUCAAUGGAGCCGACAUCUAUGCCGGAUGCUGCACUCUUAAAAUUGAUUUUGCCAAGCCGGAGAAAUUGAAUGUUUAUAAGAAUGAGACAGACACCAGCUGGGACUAUACCCUGAGCACAGGUGAGAUUCAACCAAUUGCAACAAUCCAAACACAACAUCGCAACAACCACCACCACCACCACCACAACAACCACCACCACCAACAACAACACCACCACCAACAACAACAUCAUCACCAACAACAACAACAACACCAUCAACAACAACUUGUUGCCCCAGCUCAAACGCACAAUCUUGUUCCAUUUAAAGAGCCUCCACUAUUGGGACCAGGCACCGCCUUCCCACCAUUCGGGGCACCCGAAUACCAUCCCACCCAGCCGGACAACUGGAAGGGCGCCGCCAUCCAUCCAACUGGCCUCAUGAAGGAGCCCACCGGUGUCGUCGCCGGACGCAAUGCGCCAGUGGCCUUCGCCCAGCAGGGCCAGGCACAGGGCGCUGUCAUGAUGGUCUAUGGCAUGGACCAUGACACUUCCAACACAGAUAAGCUCUUCAAUUUGGUCUGCCUCUAUGGCAAUGUUGCCCGGAUCAAGUUCUUGAAGACAAAGGAGGGCACCGCCAUGGUACAAAUGGGCGAUUCGGUUGCCGUCGAGCGUUGCGUUCAGCACUUGAAUAACAUUCCCGUUGGCACUGGCGGCAAAAUACAGAUUGCAUUCUCAAAGCAGAACUUCCUAUCGGAGGUGAUCAAUCCAUUCUUGCUGCCGGAUCAUACACCCAGCUUCAAGGAGUACACUGGCUCCAAAAACAAUCGUUUCCUAUCACCGGCACAGGCCAGCAAGAAUCGCAUUCAACCACCGAGCAAAAUCUUGCACUUUUUCAACACACCGCCCGGUCUCACCGAAGACCAGCUCAUUGGCAUAUUCAACAUUAAGGAGGUGCCAGCCACAUCCGUGCGUCUCUUCCCCUUGAAGACAGAGCGCUCCUCCUCGGGGCUGAUCGAAUUCCCCAACAUCUCGCAGGCCGUGCUCGCCAUCAUGAAGUGCAACCAUCUGCCUAUUGAGGGUAAAGGCACUAAAUUCCCUUUCAUCAUGAAGCUGUGCUUCUCCUCGUCGAAGAGCAUGAACGGGGCCUGGAACAAUGCGGCCAACGAGGGCAUGAUCGAGAAGGAGAAUGACGGCGAUGUCAAGGUGGAGAUUUACAAUUGAGAUUUGAUUACCAUUGUGUAAGCAGCCAACAACAACCAGCUAAACGACACAACAAACUACAACAGCUACAACAACCAACAAACAACAACCAACACAAACAAACAAUACAGGAGGCGUAUAAUUGAUUAUGGAGCAUAUUGGAGCGCGACGGGAACAGAAGCAGAUCCCCACACUUCGGCAGCAACAACAACAACAACAAUAUGAAUAUUGAACACAUAAUUCUAUAUAUAUAUAUCUAUAUACAAAUAUCUUGAUGGAACGAACAACUAAACUGUGGUAGUCAAGAAAAACAAGAAACAGCAACAGAUCUGAUUGCAUAUGCAUAUGCUUAAAUUGAAUAAUUGACAACCAAACUGACACACAUAUAUAUACACACAAACACACACACACACUAACUUUAAACUUAAACUAAUACGAAAAUAUAUUUAUAAAUAUAUUAAAUAAAGAAAUCUUUACACAAUUCGCAAACGCAUGUAACUUUUCAACGCGCCAUUUACUUGUAUUUAAAAGGAAUUAAGUCUAAAUCGAAUCACAAUUAAACAUAAUCCCAACACAUUCAUCUACAAAAUGGCGUCGUUCAAAAGCAACACACAUACCCGCUCGCUCCCUCACACACUCUCACAAACACACACACACACACACACACACUGUCACACAUUUAAACUUAAGCACUUUUUACAUGCGUUUGCGUCCCCAAACAAGGAAAUGUUAUUAAAAUUGUGAAAGAAUAGCAAAAAA